AUGUCAAACAAACUUGCUUAUUGUAAAACAAACACAACACCUACACUCACUCCUUCUAUACAAAGUUUUCGACCGAAUCACUAUACAAUGGACUCAAUGGAGAUCGCCAUCACUCAUUAUGAGGCCUUGAAAAAGUUUCUUGCAAAACAUCUCGCCCGGGCUCGAAGACGAUCCUCAAAGCAAACUUCAAGAACGAAUGCCAGGGAGAAGUUGACAAGACUUACAAAACAACAGUUUCAAGAACUUUCCACUGACGUAUAUGACGAGUUGACCCGACGACUAUUGGAUACAAAUGAAGUGCCAUUUUUACCUGUUAAAGAUGAAUUUCAUCCAAAGAGGAAUCAAGCCCGGCAAAAAUUGGCCACAUUACCUCCGAAUCGAUUUAAAGAUUUAGCAAGCGACGUUUAUUAUGAAUUAGAGCGCCGAUAUCCUGAGCUUAAAGAUAUGAUAUUCUCAACAACAAACAAUCCAUCCUCCAAACAAAAUCCACAACAAUCGAAACUUUCAUCAGAUGAAGUCAAAUCUCAAGCAUCAAAGGCCAACAAUAUCGUACCAGAAAUUAGUACUUUAAAGCAAGAAACCAUUUCAGGUUUUCAUAUCCAAAAACCAAGUAGUCGACCAGAAACACCAAAUGUUAAUAAUAAUUCAGAUCAAAAACCUUCCGUAGCAAAGUAUGGUUCUCCACGAUCUCCGCGUAGUCGCACUCAAUCUUCCGCCGCUUCAUCCGUGUCUGACUUUGGACGUCGCUAUGCUAACGGAAUGAGUGUCAGUAGUUUAAGCAGCGUGUCAAGUAAAAAUACGCAAAAUAGAGAUACUGUUAAUAGUCAGAAAAGUAAUAAAGUGGAUACCGUCAAUUUUGCUUCCAUUGACAGUUUGAUGGCUGAUCUGGGUGAUAUGAUUGAUUAUAAGAAAUCAAAUGGAAGUGCAAGCUCCUCACCAAAAAUACCUCAGGGAUCAUCUUUUGGACAACCAGCGUCUUAUGCGGAGGUUGAAAAGGUUAAGGCAGAUUACGAGUUACAAGUAGCUACUCUUCAGAAACGAAUUAAAGAAUUGGAAAUUGAACUCUCGACAAAGAGUAAAAGUGGUAGUUCUGGUAAUGAUAGUGCUAAAAUAAGUGAACUUGAGAGGAAACUUGAAGAACAAAAACAGAUUAACAAGAAGCAAAUAUCGAAGAUGUCGGAAUUAGAACGAGAAUUUGAUAAAUUAACCGAGGAUCACCAUCAACAACAAGAGGUUGCUAAUGACGUUCAAAAGGAAGCAACCGGUUUAUUAGAGGAAAUUAAAGAGCUUUCAAGGAGGAAUGAUGAAUUAUACGCUGAUAAAGAAAGGGAUGCAAUCAAAAUCAAAGAUUUGACAAUAGAAUUAAAUGAAUGGAAGAAUAAAUAUGAUAAGACGAGGACUGAAUUAAGAAAUUUGAAAGAAGCCCCUAAAGUUGAUAUUUUGAAAAAUAACUCAUUAGCUCCAACAUCAGAUGGUGCAAUCGAUGAAUUAAAAAUUAUUAAUUAUCAAGUUGCAAUAGAUGAUUUGUUGAGAGCUGGAAGAUCUGAUGCACCAACUAAUGUUCUUAUGGCUAUGAAGUCAAUAGUUAUUAUCAGUAAAAGUAUUACCGAAGAAGUUGAAUAUUACGAACAAAGUAAAGGUGCAUCGAUUAAAACAGAGGAUAAAUCUAGUAUAUAUUCUAGUAAAUUAAAGCUUUCAUCAACUCUUGCAAAUCUUAUGUCAGCUGCCAAAAAUCAUGCAACCGGAUAUGGUGUAUCACCAGUUAGCUUAUUAGACGCCGCAGCAAGCCAUUUGACCACAGCUCUCGUUGAUUUGGUGAAAUUGGUUAAGCUUAGACGUGAAGGUAAACCUAACGCCGGGUUUAAAGUUCCAACGGAACCUAUGCCUAUAAGUAAUCAUGGACUACAGAAUGAAAUAAAUUCUGUAGAAAAUCAAGAAAAUGGAAGUAAGGCAAUGGGUCUUGAUCAAUUAAAGGGUUAUUUGGAAGGUCAAACAGAGGAAAUCGUAUCAGCAAUUCAUAGUCUCUUAAAAACCAUUCGCAGCGAAUAUUGCGAAGGUAGCGAUCUUACUAACAAUAUUGACACGAUCACAAAAAUAGUAGUGAAGGUUAUCCAAGAAUGUCAAGAUUCGUUUAAAUCCCCCGCCGUAGAAUCAUAUAAAGAAAGGAGUGAGGUGAUAUUAAAAGAAUUGGAAGAUAAUGUUGAUAAAUUAGAAGAAAUGAAAGAUUUAAUAACUAGAGAUAGUCAAGAUUUUAUGUCAAAUAAGAUUUCAAAGCAACGAUUAGCGAGUGCUUCAUUUGAAAUAGCCAAAUUCACAAAGGAACUUGUUGGUUUGGUUAGAAAUGAUGAAUGA
This is a messenger RNA of Funneliformis caledonium, 2352 nucleotides long. The record is from the annotation of a GenBank genome assembly. NCBI's taxonomy places the organism in Eukaryota, Fungi, Glomeromycota, Glomeromycetes, Glomerales, Glomeraceae.